GAACGCUGAGCAAUUAUACGCCGUAUUCAAUCUACAGUACCAACAGAGGGCAAGGUCGAGCGCUCGGAGAGAGUCCACGAGGGAGUACUUUGCUUUCGCGUGCACGGAAGCAUCUCUGUGAGUGCCUACGGCAGGAAACUCCGGCUCCGAGCUUUCGGUGCUCGCUGGGAGCACGCCAACCACUCAUGCCGUCCCUCAAACCUUGGUGCUCGCCGUGUCCACCGUCAGCCUCAGCUGCAGCUUUCACUCGCAGAAGCAGCAGCAUCGCAGCAGACGGGAAGGAGAGGGAGUUCGCGGCCGACGGUGUGCUUCGAUGGUGACAGUUCGAGCAGCUGGUGUUGCGGUAGCAGCUCUGUUGUGUAGCUUGGUGGUGCUGACGGCCGUAGCGGGAGCUGCCGCAAGCGCUCUCGAUGGGGAGUUCUCGAUAGUUGGAUACGCACCGGAGGACUUGCUGUCCGACGAGAGGCUGGGCAGCUUGUUCAGCGCCUGGGCAAGUAAGCAUCAGAAGAGCUACAAUGGAGAGUCAGAGAGGUCGCACAGGAUGCAGGUGUUCAAGGACAAUCUGCAGUACAUAGACGCCCACAACCGCAAGGAGAGCUCGUUCGCGCUCGGGCUCAACCGAUUCGCAGAUCUCACCAACGAGGAGUAUCGCAGCGCUUACCUCGGUGUCAAGUUGGAUCGAGAGAAAAGAGCUCUUCGCCGGCAGCAAAAUCCUACCAACUUCCGCUACGCUAACGUGAAGGACCUCCCGGCUUCCAUCGAUUGGAGAGAGAAGGGCGCAGUGGCAAAGGUCAAGGACCAAGGCUCGUGCGGAAGUUGCUGGGCCUUCUCUGCCAUCGCUUCCGUCGAGGGCAUCAACGCCAUCAAAACCGGCUCGCUGAUCGCCCUGUCGGAGCAGGAGCUCGUGGACUGCGACACCAGCUAUAACGAGGGCUGCAAUGGAGGCCUCAUGGAUUACGCAUUCGAGUUCAUCAUCAACAACGGAGGCAUCGACUCCGAGGAGGACUACCCAUAUGCCGGUUACGACGGUCGCUGCGACGCCAACAAGAAGAACGCGCACGUCGUGACCAUCGAUUCAUACGAGGACGUUCCUUUCAACGACGAGGCCGCCCUCCUCAAGGCCGUGGCGCAGCAGCCUGUAAGUGUCGCCAUCGAGGCUGCAGGCCGGGACUUCCAGCUCUACACGUCGGGAGUUUUCACCGGCACCUGCGGGACCGACCUCGAUCACGGUGUGACCGCGGUAGGCUACGGCACUGACAACGGCAAGGACUACUGGAUCGUGAAGAACUCGUGGGGAGGCUUCUGGGGAGAGAGCGGGUACGUGCGCAUGAAGAGAGGCACUAACAGCGAUGGAGUCGGCAGCGAGGGUAUCUGUGGCAUUCUAAUUGAGCCCUCCUAUGCUGUGAAAACCUCCCCCAACCCCCCCAACCCCGGUCCAACCCCACCAGCGCCAACUCCCCCCGAGGUCAUCUGCGAUCAGUGGAGGACUUGCCCCGAAGGCAACACCUGCUGCUGCACCUUCCCUGUGGGCAAGCUGUGCUUUGCCUGGGGUUGCUGCGGGCUAGAAUCUGCCACCUGCUGCGACGACCACUAUCACUGCUGCCCCCAUGACUACCCUGUUUGUGAUUUGAAGAUGAAUAUGUGCCUGAGGAAAUCCACCAGCACUUUUGGAGUCGAGCUGAUGAAGCGCACUGAAGCCAAAGUGAAUUGGGUUGCGUUGAAGGAGAAGCUGGGUCGCAAGUCCAGCUGAUUGGGUCGUGCCCACUGAGGGAUUGGAUGUAUUUGGCCGACUCAAUGAAGUGGACAAGAUGUGGAAGGAGCCUCAUGUUCGGAGUGAAGGCCAGGUACAUUUGUCUCUAGAACUACCCGCAUGUUGUAUAUAGAUGUACAGAGAUGCAUCGGUAGUAGUUUAGCUAGAAACCUCCUGUACUUGUCUAUUCUGAUUUGUGUGCCGGACGUCGUCAUGGAAACACUUCCGAGCACUGAAUUGAAGCAUAGAUUGCCAGAUCUAAGCAGAUUUGCACACAGCGCAGCCUCACGGAUGUGGAUUAGUAGGAGAUUUACUUGUUUAGGUUGAACUCAUUCUGAUUUAUACCACCAGACUGGGAGUCCCAUAGGUUUUCAAAUCCCGUGAGUCCCGAAAGAGGACAUCUCUUUCUAACUCCAAAAUUGUAGGCAGUAUGAUGACAUCUGGUUCUGGACAGAGAGAAGCAAGUAUAUGGGCUCUGUUGCUGCCCUGUUACUAUUUAAGACCGGCAAUCUCCUUGGAUGUCUGGUCUGAGCUUGUGACUCAUUCUUACCUUAUAUGAGAAGGUAUUGCUGGAGUUUGUGAUUCAAUCAAGUCAAACAGAUCUCUACAAUUCUUGUCGCAGAUCAAGUAAAGAUCAGGAGUUUGUCGUUAGAUUCCCAACCUUGUGAUUCUGUUCAGUAAUUCCCAAUUAUUCCAAGAACCUGGUGUUGUCCAGUAGAUUGUAGGUGGAAUGGUCUUCAAAUUGAAUUGUGUCUGAAUCAGAUACAUAUUCACAGGACGAUCUCCGGCAGAUAGUUGCAGAUGGAUGCAACUAGUUGUUGUUGAGAUUGGCCUAAUGAAUGUAGUCUUCACAAUUACUUCUGGAAUAAGGGUCGAGAUUUCUU
Marchantia polymorpha subsp. ruderalis is the source of this 2634-nucleotide messenger RNA. Lineage: Eukaryota; Viridiplantae; Streptophyta; Marchantiopsida; Marchantiales; Marchantiaceae. The record is from the annotation of a GenBank genome assembly.